GCUCACAGUGACAGUGGCAUUGUUGGGGAGAACACAUCGCCUGCUCAUUGUUCGUUGACGAUAACACCAGCCAUAGCCUGAAGCAACAUCGCAAACCACCAAUCUCACAGCCAUGGACUACGUCGAGAACAGAAUGGCCCAAGAAGCCGCCAAGCAAACCGGCAAUGCCGAGUCCUUUGUCACCCCCCUCAACCUCGUCCUCCUCGGCAUGCUUCUCUACACAGCAUACAGCUGGCUGAGGCCACAUACCCCGGCCACCAUUCCCAAGGAAGAGCCCGCCGUCGUGUUCAAAACCUUCACCCCGAGGACGCUGCUGCCGUACAACGGCGAGAAAGACAUGCCCGUUUACCUGGCCGUGCGUGGUCGUGUCUUCGAUGUCACUCGCGGCCGCAACUUCUAUGGACCCGGUGGUCCCUACGCUAACUUUGCCGGUCGCGAUGCCUCCCGCGGUCUCGCCUGCGGUAGCUUUGACGAGGAGAUGCUUACCAAGGACCUUGACGGCCCGCUCGACACUCUGAGCGAUCUCGACAAGGAUCAACUGGAAGCGCUCCAGGGCUGGGAGGAAAGGUUUCUUGAGAAGUACCUUGUUGUUGGCAAGCUGGUGGCUGUUGGCGAUGAGGACAAGGCCGAAUAGACUGCUCGAGCGUGCGAGCGUGACGAGAAAUGAAAACAACCACAGGACGGAAUGGACAGCAUGGGCAAAAGUGUUCACCGCGGGGUACGGAUCGCUCCGGUAUUCCAGAGUAUCACUCUAUAACAUGUUGGACGAUAUGCCCACAGGAUACUCUCGAAGACAGAGGCGCAUGAUUCGGUACUUGAUAUAAUGGCGAGUGUUGGUUACUUAAGAAUGGCGUACCAACAACCGAUUCAAAGGGUGGCAUGGGAGCCAAUGACCUUGAACAAUCUCAAGUCUGGCAUAUUCGGUAAAUACGCUUUGGGGUCAUGAAGGAUGCGAGUAUUUCUUGCGCUUGAAUAUUCUUAUUAUCGACUGUUCCAGAACUUUGGUUUCUCAAACCACAGUCAACUGCCGAGUUACUCAAGCUACUAUUUGAGAUGUUAUCCCGUUUUCAC
This is a messenger RNA of Neurospora tetrasperma FGSC 2508, 1071 nucleotides long. RefSeq lists its product as uncharacterized. The transcript has 2 exons. Gene Ontology annotation, cellular component: endomembrane system; membrane. The record is from RefSeq and is a predicted model, not a curated record. The coding region runs from base 113 to 634 and encodes 173 amino acids. Lineage: Eukaryota; Fungi; Ascomycota; Sordariomycetes; Sordariales; Sordariaceae.